AUGGCUCUCUGGCCCGUGGACCGUUUCGAGCGCAUGGUGGAGGAGCCGUUCAGGCGUCUGGAUCGUUUCUGUCCAAUGCGUGAUAUGGAUUGGAUGAGCCGUCAGAUCAUGCCAUACUGGAGAGAUGCCGAUCACUCCAUGCUUCAUGUGGGAAAUCAAACCAAAGAGCUCAUCAAUGAUGACAAGAAAUUCGCUGUCGCAUUGGAUGUGUCACACUUUAGACCAGAGGAGCUGAAGGAACUUCGUCCACAGAGGGCUCUUUCUGAAGAUUGCGACCUGGAUGCCGUACACACACAGAUCGACAACAACGGACAACUCUCCGUGGAAGCUCCGAAGACUGGCCAACACACCAACAAGAGGGUCAUCCCAAUUAUGCACUAG
Molecule: messenger RNA, 381 nt
Organism: Cooperia oncophora
Lineage: Eukaryota; Metazoa; Nematoda; Chromadorea; Rhabditida; Trichostrongylidae
Source: the annotation of a GenBank genome assembly